Trematomus bernacchii (emerald rockcod) is the source of this 4802-nucleotide messenger RNA. RefSeq names its product neuregulin 1 (gene nrg1). The record is from RefSeq and is a predicted model, not a curated record. Gene Ontology annotation, molecular function: protein tyrosine kinase activator activity; chemorepellent activity. The transcript has 9 exons. Bases 478 to 2364 code for a protein of 628 amino acids. Gene Ontology annotation, biological process: intracellular signal transduction; nervous system development; cell differentiation. NCBI's taxonomy places the organism in Eukaryota, Metazoa, Chordata, Actinopteri, Perciformes, Nototheniidae.
AGUAUUCUGUCUUCUCUGCCCUUCUGUGCUGCUGCAGCCCCCCCCCCCUUCUUCUUCUCUCUACGAUUCUCUCUCUUUCCCCUUACUCAUCUGUUUCUGUAGCUGCGCUGAGAGGAAGGGCACCUGCCGCUCCCUGAUGAUUCAGCCUUUCAGCUUCGUGGAGCUCUUCUCAGACAGCAUGUCCCUCUUUCCUCUGCAGUGGCUGGCCGUCCCGUCUUCUGCUCUUCAUCCUCUGCUCUUCAUCCUCUGCACUACAUCCUCACCUCCACACAGACUCUAAAGUGCUCAGAUUUCCUGUGGGACAGCAUGAGUGAGGAACUUGUGCGCAGAAGGCUGUCUUCCUACCUCCCAGACUGUUAACAAGCUCACUCUUCAGACCUUACUGCCGCCUCAUGAUGGAAAACAUAGUCGAGGAGACCGGUGGCAGACACUGUGAUGCUCUGAGUUAAUAGUGUAGGUGUUCAGAGACCCAGAAGGAUGACCGAGGGAAUGGAGGACAUCUCUCCCCCUCCUGGACAGGCCUCCCCCACCAGCUCUACUGUUGACACUGGACAAGUCCCCGAGGAGAAACCAGAGGAGAAACCAGAGGAGACGGAGGCAGCUGGCGAGGGUGGGGAGGGUGCAGAGGGUGAUGGGGAACAUGUGGGGGCUUUGGGAGUCGUGGCCUUGCCUGGAACCUGCUGUGUGUGCAUAGAGAUGGAACGGAUUAACAAUUGUCUGCACUCGGAGAAAAUCUGCAUCCUUCCCAUCCUGGCCUGUCUGCUGAGUUUAGCCCUCUGCACCGCCGGCCUCAAAUGGGUCUUUGUGGAUAAGAUCUUUGAGUACGAACCCCCCACACACUUAGAUCCCAAACCCAUCGGACAGGACCCCAUCAUCAUAUCUGUGACCCCCACGCUGGGACUGACUGUGUCCACCCCUCACUCGCCGUCUAUGUCUUUUGUCUCCUUGACCACGGCCAUUACCUCGGGACGUCCUGACGUUUCAAUGGAGGAGAAAUCCACUCGAGGGCCGUACGUUUCCCCUCGAGUGACUCACGCUGAUGCCUCUGUGACUCUGAAAUACAACGCAGAGCGGCCCACCCUCCCAAAGCUGACUCCCCUCCCUCGGACAACACAGGAGAGAAACGACAUCUUCAUCCCAACUAAAUCUGCCGGCUCCACCACCACGACAGCAAAGACCUCCAGUCAUGUGACCCGCUGCAGUGACAAGCAGAGGAACUACUGUGUGAACGGAGGGAAGUGCUUCACCCUUGAGAUCAUUCCCGGCAGCACAAAGUUUCUUUGCAGGUGUCCAAAUGAAUUUACUGGUGAUCGCUGCCAAAACUAUGUAAUGGCCAGCUUUUACAAACAUCUUGGGAUUGAUUUUAUGGAAACGGAGGAGCUGUAUCAGAAACGCAUUAUAACAAUAACAGGGAUCUGCAUUGCACUCCUAGUCGUUGGAAUCAUGUGUGUGGUUGCCUACUGCAAAACAAAGAAGCGGAGGAAGGAGCUCCACGACCGUGUGAGGCAGAGUCUGAGGAAAAAGAGAAACAACAAUAGCAAUAAAGGUGUCGAUCCCAACAUGGCAAGUUCAGCCAGAGGAGGUCCGACUUCUAUCUUGCCUCUUCAGGAUUUGCAGCUCAUCAAUCAAAGUAAAGGGAUGACUGCGCAGCAUGCAGCCGAGGGGGAAACAGAAACUACCUUCCCCACAAGCCAAAACGCUUUAUCUGCGCAUGAACCCACCACAUUCACCAACAUCUCUAGCCAAAGGUUUGUAUCUGACAGAACCCAGAUGUCUCCGGGGUGUCGCUCCUCUCCUGCGACUCCAGGGUCUCCCCCGUCGGAGAUGUCAGCCCCUCUCUCCAGCCUCGCCAUCUCCGUCCCCUCGGUGGCUCUAAGCCCCUCAGGUGAGGAGGAGCGCCCCCUGCUGUUAUCUAACAAACGUCAGUCCAUGAGCCGAGAUGAACAGAAGAGGAACUCUGCGCAUUACAACCACGGCCACGAGGCACACAGCUUACCACCGAGUCCUCUGCUCACUAUGGAGAACGGUUACUACCAAGUCAUAGGAGAGCAUGACGCCACAGCUGUCGGCCAUUUGUUCUCAGCGUCACCUGAGGACAAAACAAACAACAACAACGACAGCUGUGGCACCAAAAGAGCGGCUGAUGGCCAUGUGCUGCGUAAUGUGGAGUCCAGUGGGGACAGCAUGCUAGUGAUCGAUUCUGAGGAGGAACACACACCCUUCUUCACCACCAAUAGCACUACGGCCCUGUUGCUCAGGGCGAUGGACAGCAGCAGGACUAACCCAGCAUUACCAAAUGAUGACCUGCUAGAAAAGCCGUCCAGUUUCACCGUCAAACCAGAUCCAGUUGCUGUACAAGGUUAAAAGAAAUGCUGUUGAGGGUAAAAAAAAAAGGAAAAAGUCACUAUUAAACCUUUAUUUUCUAUACAUUAUUUGCUGUGUAAAGACUUUUAAAGAUAAAUGAAACUUUUAUUUUAGUGAUGUAGUAAAUAAAGAGUUUUAUAACAAAAAAAAAACGUACACAUUUCUCGUAGGUGAUGUGCCAUACACUAGUAUGUAGCAACAGUUGACAGUAUAUUUCAGUGCAGAAAAAAUAUCAAUGGUGCCUUUCUGUUUAGUAUGCUUAAAGGGAACUGCAGCAUUGCAUACUGGGCCAUAUAUAUUCAUCAUCUUAAUCUCCAGUUAUCAAUCAAGAGUAAAAUCGCUGGCUGCUUUUAACGUGCUGCAGAUGGACUGACACCACAGAUUUUUUUGAUUUGACGUUUUCUACGAGGUGCAUGUUACUUCCUUAAAUGCUGUGAUGGAAUAAUGAUGGCUUCCCUUUGACCUGAUACUGAACUCCAACACCUGAACUGAUGUUAAUGAAUGAAUGAAUGAUUAAUCAGCUCAUUACCUGCAUUUGAUGAGAGAUUGAAAAGAUGGGUUUUAUUUCCUGCUGAUUAUUUACAACUGUUAGAAAAAGGUGCAAUCACUAAAGUCUGGUUCUGUAGUGUUACUAAUACUGUCACUUAUAUUCCUAACAUAACCCAGUAGAUUUUACUUUUUUGUUGAAUGUUAUAUUAGGGUUUGAUCUGCGCAUUUCAAGUUUACUAUUAUGUUAAAGGGUACUGCACUGGUCGAGUAAAAGAUACAAAAACACAGAAAUAAUGGUUAUUUCCACACCAAAUAAAUACAGUGGUGCAGUGAUGACCUGGAAGUUAGCAUCACAUAUAGGGCUUCCUCCACAAUGCAUUGGGAUUUUUCCAUUGGAUUUUGGUAUAUUGCAGAAAAAUAAGCUCUGUGGCAAACACACGUUUUGUUCAGCAGGAUAAUCUCCACAUAUUAACCCCACUUUGGGAUCGAAGUGUAAAUGCUAACUAAAAAGCUAAUGCUAGGCUAAUGUCGUCGGGAUGUUUUCGAAGUGUAAAUGCUAACUAAAAAGCUAAUGCUAGGCUAAUGUCGUCGGGAUGUUUUCGAAGUGUAAAUGCUAACUAAAAAGCUAAUGCUAGGCUAAUGUCGUCGGGAUUUUUUCGAAGUGUAAAUGCUAACUAAAAAGCUAAUGCUAGGCUAAUACCGAACGACAACAUGGUGGCGCACUACCAUCGCUAAGCUAAUGGCGGCUAACGUUUGGCAUGUUUAGUAGUCUCUUUUAGCCAAUUUUUGUGACAAAUCAAAACUUUGGACAUUUAAGGAGUGCAGUAUUUACUGGCAUAUUGGAUGUCGUAGAACAAAAUGUGAACAUCUCUUUUACCACAGAUCUUAUUUCAGUCACAAUACCACAAACAUUUUCGAAAAACCGUCGACUUAAAUGUAUUCUCUGGGUGUGAGGACUUGUUUCUGCACCACUCUAUACCCUGACUUUAAUCCAGAGUAUGAGCCAUGGUCAUUUGUGCAUCCUACAUUUCGCCAAACGCUUGAUAGUAUCUCCAUGCUGGCUGGUCCCCAUAUCUUCACAGAGCGUCUCAGAUCAGAUGGUGCCUUCAAAAGAAAAAAACUACUGGAAAUAAGGCCAGCCAUGCUAUAUUUCUUAAAGAGACAACUCCAGAUACGUGUGCCUUUCAUCACCAGUAGGAUAUUAUCGAUUGCAUCUUUAAAUGCAACAAUAUCUGCAAAGUGUGCACUGAAUGGAAGACAGGAUAUAGCCUGAAGACAUCCAUGUGUUUCUGAGUAAUGCAUUUGGGCGACUGCUAAAUAUACAAAUCAUGGUUUACUGCUUUAAUUGUCUCUGUUAUGAUAGGCAUUUGUUUUCCUAAAUUCAACUUAGAUUAUAAUUAUAUUUUGAACCCCAAGCUUGUGUUCAAAUGUGCAAUGGUGUCCUUAUCAUAUACGACAUUAUUAACAACACAAUGCCUGCUAACAAGAACAUAGUUUAUAAGAAUCUGCUAAAGAUUUACACAAAAAACGUACAAUUAUCAGGCUCUGUAACCAUGGUUUGUUAAACUGUAUUCAUGUAGAUCGGCAGUCAGUAGCAUAUGAGAACGUAUGAUGACAGAGACGUGCUGCUAAGUGUUUUAAUGCCAUGCUCCUGUGUUUUUAUUUUGCAUUAAGAUUGUUUAUUAUUUAUUUAUUGAUUCAUGCUCAUUGAAAGCGUUAAUUACUUGUUUAAGUUUAUGCAUUUGUAUUUAAAAUAUGAAGCCAUCCGUCACAUGGUCAUCAAUAUGAAAUGAAAUUAACUUAUUUGCAUUUUUUGUCACGUGUAUGCUUUACAUAACUCAACGCAUUGCUUUUAGGUUUAGGACUGUCUUCGAACGAUGUAAAUACACCAUGAAAACCUUCUGCGCUGUUGUUUCUUAUUAAAAAUAUUAAAUCAGCUCUGUGUUUUG